CAAGGACAGCAGAACACAAAUCAGAAGCCAAAAAAAAGGGUGACGAAGGAUGAGAAAACACCACUGGAUCCAAAUCCUCAGCCAGCCAUGUUCACUUUAUCUCUCCACUCCCCGUGGGCCGUUACUGAGAACAUGAACCGUUGGUGUGGGGGCCAUGAUUGGCGCAGUGCGUCUAAUUCUGACAAUUUGGAAUCAUUAGACUUCGCUUUCCUCGACUCGGGCAAGAUCGUCGUGGAGAUCGUGAAUCUCGAAUGGAGGGAACCUUUGCCUCGGUGCCAGUGGCUUCGCAAGUUGCCGAACUUUUUCCAAGACGGUCCCAUGGGCUUAGUCAUCCGCAUCGCCCUCCCAAUUAGGCAGGCUGUGAGGUCAUCCAGCUCUGAUGCUCAGCUCCAUCGAACAAACACAGCCAUUGUUCGCGUCCAGCAUCCGUAUCUGCGCCUCAAAGAAGUAUAUGCUUGGCCUUUUUUUCAACUAUUGAUUGGUAUUACUGUGAAGGACAAAAAGGUUUCGUUCGGAGAGAUUGCUGAGUUUACAGGUAUGAUCAUCUCAAUGCAGUUACAAAUAGUCAGGAUCCCACCAAACUCAAAGAGCAGGCCUAUGGACAAAAGUACCUGAUAGCAAAGGCCAGAGGGGUGACGGUGUCCAACCACCGGCUUCAGUUCAUGUUCCUGACUCACGUUCGCUGCUGAAUACUGGGUCCAAACUCAGCUCAACUGUGCCCGCCGCGGCAGGAUGACGAUUGACAGAUCUCAUGGGUCCCCUUCAUGCAGUCUCCAUUUCGCCUUCCAUUCGCCUUCCACCGUACAAUGCUCCGUUUGGCUGUUGACCCUCCAUCUCCUAGUCCAUGCAUCACCAUGCAGCUGUGCUCGAACGAACCGGCUGAAAGAGGGUUAAUAGAUAGACGGGGAAGUCGGGAACUUCCGCAAAUAGAUAGGGAAUGAAUGGAUCAUUCAGAAGAAUGGCAUUGAACCGUAAAUCCGGCUUCUCUGAUUGGAUUGACCCCGACUCUUACCCAUGAAUCGAGGAUCCUGCGCACAGGACGGUGCCGCUGUGCUGGUGUUCACAGUGGGGAGGGCAGCAAAAGAAAACAAUCACGAUGGAAAAAGCAAUUAUAUUGAACUAUAGAGCACUAUCGUUCCUCCCAUAUCCACAGAUGCUAAUAUCAUCGAUCGGGAAAUGCCAUCGGAGAAUUAUUCUCCGAUCAGUCAGACAGACAAGACU
This is a messenger RNA of Aspergillus pseudonomiae, 1221 nucleotides long. RefSeq lists its product as uncharacterized. The coding region runs from base 88 to 615 and encodes 175 amino acids. The transcript has a single exon. The record is from RefSeq and is a predicted model, not a curated record. NCBI's taxonomy places the organism in Eukaryota, Fungi, Ascomycota, Eurotiomycetes, Eurotiales, Aspergillaceae.